GUGAGACAUUUGUCUCCGCUUCAUUCCGAAUUCAUCAUUAUAGUUCAGAGUUAUUGACACUACGGAUAUAUGUAGCCGGUUUGAGGCUCAACAUGUCGCAACUAAUAUCAACAACGUUGACCUCUAUCUCCGCCUGACGUCGCCAUUCGUAUAAAACCUUACGAAUCUUCCUCACUCAACGUGAUCAAAUCAAUCCAUCUACGACUGAGCCGAUUUAUUCAAUUAUAUCGUUCAUCAUGACCGACAAACUAGCAAAGGACAUGACCCUCAAGGGUUCAUACACCACCAUGCCAAAACUCAUCUAUGGUACAGCUUGGAAGAGAGAAAGGACAGCAGACCUCGUUUAUACUGCCCUGAAGUGUGGUUUCCGCGGUGUCGACACAGCAGCCCAGCCUGAGCAUUACAACGAGGAAGGUGUAGGGCAAGGUGUCAAACGAGCCAUCAAAGACGGCAUCGUGAGGCGUGAAGGAAUAUUUCUCCAAACUAAAUUCUCGCCUCCGGCCAUCCAAGGUGAAGAAGCACCUUAUGAUUUCAAGGCACCAGUUGUGGAUCAGGUUCAUCAGUCUGUGCAGUCCUCACUCAAGUACUUCACAAUCGAGGGCGAGGAGCCUUAUUUUGACAGUAUGCUUCUGCAUACUCCCCUGGCAAAUAUUGAGGAAACCAUCACGGCAUGGAAGACGCUCGAAACUUACGUGCCCCAUCAGAUUCGUAACCUGGGCAUCUCCAACAUUGAGUUUCCCAUUCUCAAAGAGCUGCAUGAUGCAGUCACUGUGAAACCAAGCGUCGUUCAGAAUUGCUUCCACGCGGGCACGCACUUCGACAUAGAACUCAGAGCCUACUGUCGACGACAAGAGAUCGCAUACCAGUCUUUCUGGACACUCAACGGUAACCCAAAACUCGCUGCCAGCAUGCCUAUCGGAAUGAUUUCAGAGAAAGCUGGCGUUGAGUUUGUGGCGGCGUACUAUGCUCUUCUCUUCGGCCUUGACGGAGUUGCGGUUAUAGACGGAACGACAACGGAAAGUCACAUGAAGGAUGACCUCGAAGGGAUUGAGAAAGUUGCAUCUUGGGCGGAGGGUACUGGCGCAGAUGAGUGGACUCGUGCUCUAACUGAGUUUAAACAGAGUAUUGGGGAUGUUCGAAAAUGA
Molecule: messenger RNA, 1145 nt
Organism: Fusarium graminearum PH-1
Lineage: Eukaryota; Fungi; Ascomycota; Sordariomycetes; Hypocreales; Nectriaceae
Exons: 2
Coding region: 237-1145 (302 amino acids)
Cellular component (GO): cytosol
Molecular function (GO): aldose reductase (NADPH) activity
Source: RefSeq, a predicted model, not a curated record